Molecule: messenger RNA, 3223 nt
Organism: Vollenhovia emeryi
Lineage: Eukaryota; Metazoa; Arthropoda; Insecta; Hymenoptera; Formicidae
Gene: lute
Product: BTB/POZ domain-containing protein 6
Exons: 7
Coding region: 370-1866 (498 amino acids)
Biological process (GO): neurogenesis
Cellular component (GO): cytosol
Molecular function (GO): protein binding
Source: RefSeq, a predicted model, not a curated record
CCCACAUUUCGCACCGUGUGCGCGCGUCAAUGUAUCGUUAAAUCCGUGCGAGCGCGGAUCUGCGCGAAUCGAGAGAUGCGGACGGAGACGCACAUACGUUCGCGGAUUCGUACACGUAUGUACCCACAUUAUAUACACGUAUAUAAAUACAAGGGCAUGUGUAUCCGCUACUUUACGCAUCACUCACGUCUCUCGCUCCGUCGCCAAUGUCGCCAUGCACGCUCACGUCAGUGUCGCGAAAAAGUGUCCGUUGCCGUCUUCGACGUCUGCUACGAGACGAUAACAAUCGGGAAUACGGAGAUCAAUGAGAAAGAACUGGGUGAAAGCCACCGCAGAUUGUCGCAACGUUAUUUCUGGACGACGCAUUAAAUGAUGUAUACUGACGCGGAAUCUCCAAGUAACACAUCAGAUUCACCACCCUCGGUGAGUCCGCUCUCUUCGUCUAUCGUCUUGCAACGCGAAGGAACCACCGUGAAUCAGCCACUGAGCGCACCCGCGUCGCCCCUGUCUUCCUUGUCGUCGCCCUUGGCUCAGUUAAAUCUAUCAUCGCCCGGAGAUUGCACCCAAGAUCCCAACUGGCAGGCAACGAAACCUACCGUCCGAGAACGAAACGCGGCUAUGUUUAAUAAUCAUCUUAUGGCCGACAUUAUAUUUAUCGUCGGCAGCCCAGGUCACACGCAAACGAUACCAGCGCACAAAUAUGUUCUCGCCACUGGCAGUUCUGUAUUUUAUGCCAUGUUCUACGGAGGGUUGCCAGAAAAUAAAAGAGACAUAGAAGUGCCUGACGUCGAGCCAGCCGCCUUCCUUGCGUUACUGAGGUACAUGUAUUGCGACGAGGUGCAACUAGAAGCAGAUACAGUUCUGGCGACGUUGUACGUCGCGAAAAAGUACAUAGUCCCACACUUGGCACGGGCGUGCGUCAAUUAUCUGGAAACGAGUCUGACGGCGAAGAACGCGUGCCUGCUUCUAAGUCAAUCUCGCUUGUUCGAAGAACCGAAUCUCAUGCAACGUUGCUGGGAGGUGAUUGAUGCACAAGCAGAAAUGGCCCUAAGAUCUGACGGUUUUGUGGAUAUUGAUAUUCAUACACUCGAAUCGGUCUUGUCUCGAGAGACAUUAAACUGCAAAGAAAUUCACAUAUGGGAUGCUGCCUUACGAUGGUCUUCUGCGGAAUGCAUACGGCAAGAUGUCGAGCCUAUUCCCACCAAUCAGAGGCAAUUGUUAGGAUCUGCCUUGUAUUUAAUUAGACUACCCGUUUUGAAUCUCGAAGAGUUCGCAAACAGUGCGGCACAGACAGGAAUCCUAACGCAUCAGGAAACAAUCGACUUGUUUUUGCACUUUACGGCCAGUAAUAAACCACAACUUUGUUUUCCUACCAAGCAACGCCAAGGACUGAAAACUCAGGUUUGCCAUAGAUUCCAAUCCUGUGCGUACAGGUCAAAUCAGUGGCGAUACAGAGGUCGUUGCGACUCGAUUCAAUUCAGUGUUGAUAAGAGAAUAUUUGUGGUGGGUUUUGGACUGUAUGGAAGCUCAUCUGGUGCUGCCGAUUACAACGUCAAGAUAGAACUUAAGAGACUCGGAAAUGUUCUGGCGGAGAAUAACACCAAGUUCUUCUCCGACGGUUCGAGUAACACGUUUCACGUAUAUUUUGAGAACCCGAUACAAAUCGAGCCGGAAUGCUCGUACACGGCAAGUGCAAUAUUGGACGGUGGAGAACUGAGUUUUUUCGGUCAGGAAGGCAUGUCGGAAGCGACAGUCGGCAGUGUGAACUUUCAGUUUCAGUGCAGUUCCGAGAGCACCAACGGCACCGGUGUCCAAGGGGGACAAAUCCCCGAAUUAAUUUUCUACGGGCCACCAUCCGACGAUUGACGGAAGAUCGCAAUCGAGCUUAAUUGCUAAUGGUUUGCAAUAUAAAAAAAAAAGACAGAUUUAGAUGACGACAUUCGUCAUUCGGCCAAGGAGGGGCCGGGGAGGAAGGCGUAAAGUUCUCAGACACGUGGGAAAGGAACGCGUGCGAAUUUCACAAGUAUUCCGAUUUAUCAGUAUUUCAGAGAAUUCAGAUUCUCAGAUAUGAAUAUUUAAAUUUCAAAUCGAAAUAGCUCUCAAAUACUCAGUAUUCGGGAAUAUAUUCAAAUUCCCCAAAUAAAAAAAAAAUACCUUUUGGGAAAAUCCAAAGAAUGAUACAAUUAAUAGGGAUAAGAGUAGAACAAGAAUGUUGCGUCUAAUAUUUUCAGAUACGCAACUGUAUCUAUUAUCGAUUCUGCUUGCGGAAAACUAUUUUUUCUAAUGUAAAUACAGUUAAUUUAAUACUGUUGCGGAUGUUUCAGCGAAAUUAUCCCUCUCCUAAGAUGGAAAUAUUGAUUAAACCUUAUUUCAGACGUGUCUGUUUAUUAAUUAACGAGAUGAAAUUAUGUUUAUUUAAAUUUUAGAUUAUGCACCAAGAACUAUUUAUUCUACUGUUAUCAAUUAAUUUUCUUAAUGAAUAUACGAUUGAAACAGAAUGUUAUAAAUAAAAAAAUUUAUUUCAAUUCCGAAAGAACGAUAUCAAACUUUAAUGUGUGCAAUUUACUGAUGCGAUUCGUUCGAAAAUCAUAUUUUCGUAGAAGACAAAAAGAUGUACAGUAUAUCAUGCAAUCUGAAAGUAACAAGUGAUGUAUAUUUAAAAUUACAUCUUCGUUAUUUAGACAGUUGUUUUCAAGACUUUUGACGUUUUAAUAUCUGCCAUUAUCGUUAUUGUCCGUAUUUAUACAAAUAAUUAUUUAGUUGACGUGACACUUUCAAAAAUUUUCAAAGUAUCUUUACCAUUAUCACUACUACCAUUUCGUUCGUAAACUUGUGUAAAUAACUUUGGAAAAGAGCAUAUCUAUUUUUCUAUGCACAACUAAUAAAUAUGCAGCAUUUUGCUCGAUUUGCGCGAAUGAAUUUGAUUUUUGUCUUGUGUCGAGUAAAAGAAAAUGGUUAUUAAAAAAACAAAACUGUAAAUACAGGUAUCUAGGAUACUAAUAGAGUAUAAGGAGAAGAGAUCUGUCAGAGAGCGCGUAAUAUAAUCGCUUCGACUAAAUACUUGAAAUGUACUCACCCUAAUGUAAAGAGUAUUAUUUAAUUUGAAGUAAUCUCUCUCUAUAUACAUGUGAAAAGUAUAAAUAAAUACUAUGGCGAUGCGCAUGUAAUUAUGAAGUUGUGAGUAUCGUUAAACAACGUUACGUGAAAAUAUGUUCAAGUGUAA